AUGUUGACAGAUAUUAAAAUGUCGGACGAUGCCGGUGAUGCUGUAGCCACUGGAGACAAAGCAGAAACUACCGAGAUGCCCAACAGUGACUCCUUACCCAAAGAUGCAGAGGUACACUGUGAUUCAGCUACGAUUUCAAAUGAGCCAACACUGACUGACGCAGGAGAUGUGCAUGAAAAUGCAGCCAUUCAAGGUGCAGAGAGUGCUGACUCUGGGCACGCUGAGCAGCCCAAAGACACCAGUGUCAUGGAGACCCCCAUCAACGGACAAGUGAGCGAGGAAGAUGCGCUCGCUGAAUGCAUUGAUGCCGUCAGCCUCGAGGCAGAACCUGGAUCUGAAAUAUCCCUGAAAGAAGAAGAUAAUCCGGCUGUGGAUUCUCCUCCACGUGGAGGGGGAUGGGCAGGCUGGGGCUCCUGGGGCAAAUCUCUGCUCUCAUCUGCAUCGGCCACUGUAGGUCAUGGAUUGACAGCAGUCAAGGAAAAAGCAGGGGCCACCCUACGGAUUCAUAGUGUAAAUUCCGGCUCCUCUGAAGGGGCCCAACCUGACACCGAAAAUGGCAUCCCCCAGAUAGCAGAUACGGCCACGGAUCAGAGCCCCACAGAAAGCCCCCCUACCUCGCCUUCUUCAGGGUCUCGGGGCAUGCUGUCAGCCAUCACCAAUGUGGUUCAAAACACAGGUAAGAGCGUCUUGACAGGUGGUCUUGAUGCUUUGGAAUUCAUUGGCAAGAAGACCAUGACUGUCCUUGCAGAAAGCGACCCAGGCUUUAAGCGGACCAAGACUCUCAUGGAGAGAACCGUUUCCUUAUCUCAGAUGUUAAGGGAGGCCAAGGAGAAGGAGAAGCAGAGGUUGGCGCAGCAGCUCACAGCCGAGAGGACUGCACACUACGGGAUGCUGUUUGAUGAGUACCAAGGUUUGUCACACCUGGAGGCCCUGGAAAUUCUGUCCAAUGAAAGCGAAAGCAAGGUUCAGUCAUUUUUAGCAUCAUUUGAUGGAGAGAAGCUGGAACUCUUAAGAAAUGACCUAAUUUCCAUUAAAGACACCUUUGCAGCCAAAGAAUUAGAGAAUGAAGAGAAUCAAGAAGAACAAGGUAAAGGAAAACAAUCAGUUAAUAGUAAAACUGCCAUGAAAAAAGCUCAUGACUGGGUAGAAAAUGAUCAAACUAUGCUGCCAGUAGGUGUGGCAGAAGAGUCAGAGGAGAACACUAAAACGGAAGAAAAGGAAGAGAAAUCUGAAAACCCUGAAGAUGAUGAAAAGGAAGGAAAGAGAACUAAAACAGUUGAGCACGAGCACCUAAUCUGUCACUUUCUUCCUUUGAUUCCACAGAGCAGCAAGAAGGCCGAAGUCCUGAACCCCAUGAUCAGUAGUGUAUUGUUAGAGGGCUGCAAUAGCACGACAUACAUUCAGGAUGCCUUCCAGCUGCUCUUGCCAAUUCUGCAGGUUUCACAUAUCCAGACCAGUUGUUCAGAAGCACAGCCAUGAUCUGGCCAGACUCCAUCUAGUUAAGGGAAGCAGCAGGCCACAUUGCUUUGACGUAUUUAUCACUGACGGUGAUGUUUUCUAUGCGUCUGGCUGCAGACGCCCAUUUGACGACACUACAAGCAAUUUUGCACAGACAGUAUUGAGAAUGCAAGUUCAAAGAGAGUAUCAUUUCUCUUAAUGUAUAUGGUUGGUUUACAAACAGUUGUAUUUUCUUUAUGUUAAUUUAAAUUUACACAGCUUUGUAUCAGUAAUUUCCUUUAAUCUGAAAUUCACUCACAAAUGCUCACCGCCAUUUUCCUGGUCAAGCAUGCUAUAUUUAAAAAUUCAUUGGCAGACCCUAGACUUUUUUUUUUCUUUAAUCCUUUAAAUUUCCACCUUCAAAAUUUCCAUUCUUAUAGUAUUUCUUUAAAUCAAUUCUAAUACUGAACUUAGUUUUGUUACAUAAAUGCAUGGGCAAAGAUAACACUUCUUAUAGAUUUACUUUGUAUGGUUAAAGAGGAACAUAAGUAUCUCUUUGUAGCCAUUCAUUCUUGGAAAAGCAUUUAUUGAGCUCCUACUCUAUGCUCACAAUAGAGUAUCAUGAUCUCACCCCAGUAGAGACAGAUAUUCUGAAAGAGGGUUAAUAAUAAUUCUUAAGCUGCUUUAAAAUACUAAUAAAUUUUUUAAACCUUAAAAAAUUUGCAUAACAAGGCAAAUUAAUGGUGUUUAAUAUGUUCUACCAUUCAAUUUCUUGUAUUUUCCCACGCUCCUUAAACUGUUGUAUCCCAAACUUUAUACGAGGUCGCACAAUUAAGUUUGCAAGCUUUCCACCAUGCACUUAAACGGUGGGAAGUUCGCAAACUUAAUUGUCCAACCUUUUCGUAUACGGGGUGGAAAUAUAUAUGAAAAGGAGUACUAAAGAGUAUCUAGUUUAAAAUUGACUUCUUAUGACUGUAAAUACAUGAUAGCAUAAUUACAAAGCUUGGAAGUAUUCAUACAGAAAAAGGGUUUUCAAUACAGUAGGCCCCCAGGACUGCAUUUUUAAAUCUACUACAGUUGAGUCAGGCUAUAUUAUGAAUUAUACAGAUCAUACUCACCAGGAGCAAGUACCAUCAUUGCUUCUUUUUUUUUUUUCCAUCAUUGCUUCUAAAGGGCAGAAAAUACUGAUGUAUGGGUUGACUAACUGGAGUGUUGAUCCGUGAGAGGCUGCACAGAAGACCCCGUCGCCAGGAGAGGCCCUUUCAAUGGGCACGUCUCCUCCUGAGCUCCACACGCUCAUUCCGGGUGGGGUAUCAUAUAAUGCUGCUAUUUCAGGUCCCGUCGACACCCCUCCAAGCACGGUCACAAGAUGCCUUUCCCAGUGGCUCUCUCCAGAUCAAAUGAAGCCUAUACUUUUGCAAGUGUGAAAAAUCCCUCCUUCGUGUUAGCUUUUAUUCCUCUUAUAGAGUAGACUCCUUUGUUCCAUACAGGCCAAGUAGGGAUAUUUUAAUAUCCUACUGUGUCUUAUAGCAUCUUGUUUAUCAGCAUCCUGUAUUUCAUUUGUAUCUCUUGAAAUGGCCACAUGGAAAAUGUAUGAAGAGUUUAUUUACAAUCUGGAAAAAAUAUUAUCUGAGGAAUUAGUUAAAGAUGCUUUUUUUCCUACUUGCUUUUUUUUUUUCCUUUUAGUUUCAGGUGUACAAAACAGUGUAAUAGUUA
This is a messenger RNA of Hipposideros armiger (great roundleaf bat), 3153 nucleotides long. RefSeq names its product family with sequence similarity 114 member A1 (gene FAM114A1). The record is from RefSeq and is a predicted model, not a curated record. The transcript has 10 exons. The coding region runs from base 1 to 1479 and encodes 492 amino acids. Lineage: Eukaryota; Metazoa; Chordata; Mammalia; Chiroptera; Hipposideridae.